Molecule: messenger RNA, 450 nt
Organism: Caenorhabditis remanei
Lineage: Eukaryota; Metazoa; Nematoda; Chromadorea; Rhabditida; Rhabditidae
Exons: 3
Coding region: 1-450 (149 amino acids)
Source: RefSeq, a predicted model, not a curated record
AUGACCUCAAUUAAAGGAUGGUAUGAGAUACGUGGAAAGACUCUCUUCAUCUGGGAAGGCGUCCUUUCUCUGUACCCAACAAACUUGACAUCGUGCCAACUCUACAAAAUUCUUCAAGAUGAAAUAUUUGAAAUCCAUGUGGAAAUGACCGUCCCGAUUGAGAAAAUAGAUUCAGAUGGCUACUGGGAAUGUGUGGAGAUCAAUGGAGAGGUGUCAAAUGGAGCGCAUUUUUUGUGUCAUUCAAUGAAUACAGAGCAUGCGGAGAGGAUAUUGAAGGUACUCCCCUCCGCCAUCACCUCAAUAACAGUGCGCAUGGAUCCCAACCCCUGCAGAAAUUGGGAGAGAUCGAAAAUCAAGGAACGAAUUGUCGACUGGCAGAAGUUAAUGCAGAAAAUGUGUGAAUUUCCAGAGAACUCAAAGAUUAUAUUGGAUGGUAAUAUGUUGUCUUGA